This is a messenger RNA of Diabrotica balteata, 1094 nucleotides long. Lineage: Eukaryota; Metazoa; Arthropoda; Insecta; Coleoptera; Chrysomelidae. The record is from the annotation of a GenBank genome assembly.
GGUUGGUUUAUUUCUGUUGGAGCGUCUCUACCAAUACGUAAAUAGCGCGGGACUCUCGUUUUUCGAAAUAUUAUGUGCCGAAAAAGUGUGCUGAGUUUUGUGAGUGUACAUUUUUGUGAAUAUUAAGGAUAUUUUAUUUGCUACGGAUGGCGAUUACAUCGGUGUACAGGGUGAUGGUAUUGACAUACACAUCCAUCCUACUUAUAGCCUGCUUCUCGUCCAUAGUUCUAGCUUCAUUCUGUUCCGAAAGACAAUACCUCAAUGCCAAACUGCAAAAAUGCAUGAAUUGUUCGCUGUGCAAAAACAAUACAGUCGUUCUACGCCCUUGCGAAUUCCACCGUGACACUCUCUGUGCCCCCGUUAGUGAAUUGCUGAAGACGAUGAAUACGGGAAAUCCCCAUAGACAUAAGCAUAAACAACACCCUCAACACCAUCACGUGAAAACGCCGAAAGAAGAUGAAGAUAUCGAGUGGCGAUAUGGUGAUGAUAUACGAAAUGUUCGGCCUAGUACCGUACAAGAAGAACCUAAAGCAGCAGCAUCAGAGAUCUCCCGAUCCGAUGCUCCAUUCUCUAGUACCGAAGCCUUGGUAUGGGACUGGCAGGCUAUCGCGUUGACUGUUGCGGUGUUCUCGUGCAUACUGUUUUUUCUAGUUAUCACCCUCUAUUCAUUGCAUCAGGCUAAGCAGUGGAGGAGGCUAAAAGAAAACUUUGAAUCAGAUGUAGAAGAGCUAUCAGCAAGGCUGAGCCUUAUGGCAGCUGCAUCCAGCGAAAACGAACUUCUCAAAGAAGCUGGAUUGAAACCAUCAACUCCCGAAGAAGCUGGAACCUACCUCAAUAACACAUGUGUUUAUUUAGAGCAACUACUUAGUGAAAGAAAAGAAGGCGACAAAAUAGGAACCAUACCCAGAGGAAACGUGUACAUAGAAGAAAACAACUCCAAGGGACAAUAACUCUACAACCCCGAAGUACAUGUAGUUUAAAAAACGUCUCUGUUUGUAGCUAUAUGUGUAUAUAGUUGUUAUAGAUAUAUUUUUGUUUAUUUUUGUGCUAAUAAUACGUACUACGAGAAAACUCCCAAUAUAUAACGAAUAAAG